AUGGGCCGCGACUCGAGCCGCGGCGCGGCGAAUGCGCUUGGCGUGCACGUAGACGAGCAUGCCGCAGAAGCGGACACGAAGCACGCACAGAGUGGCACCAAGGACUCCGACAAGGUACACGAAGACGAGUGGGAGGACGAAGAAGAAACCUCGCUGACGACAGCGUCGGAGCAUUUGACGCAGCCAUUCGACGACGCCGAGACCCCUGUGCUUGAGGACAGCAUUAAUAUUUUGUUACGAGAGCGUGAAGGGAUGUCGACACCACUUGCGUCGCAGAUGUACACGUGUGACAAAGAACGCGAGGAGCCGAGUCCUCCGACGCCCGUCGUCCAGCAGCCGCCGCCGCCUGCGCCGACGUCGAAACUACGCAACACCAUGUACGCCGUGUUGGUUGUGCUUGGUGUGCGCGCACCUCCAGACUACGACCAUGAAAAGGUGCAUCUGCGCUCGGGCGUACGGCCUUUUGCGCUGCAUACACCGCGUGCAGCUGUGCUUUCGAGUCUGUGGGACCAUUUGUGUGACGAGGUGCUCGUGAACAGCCGGGACAAUACCCAGGAGCUCAAGUGGGAGCGUGUCGCCAACUUUAUGGCGGUUCCGGUAUGGGUGGAAAAGACGGUGCUAUUUGGCUUUUUGAUAUGUCUCAACUCGUUCCUGUACACAUUCACCAUCCUCCCACUGCGGUUCCUAUUUGCAUGGUGGCGUUGGGCGUACAACGGCAUGGUAUGGCUCGUGGCGGGCGAGAAACGGUACCUGAAUGUGUCGCACAAGUGCGAUAUGCUCAAAGGCCUUUUGAUCAUCCAGGCCUGCUUCGUCAUGUCGCGCGUCGCAGACGCCAGCAAGAUGUACCACAGCGUGCGUGGGCAAGACGUGGUAAAAUUGUCGGUGAUUUUCAGCGUGCUCGAGAUCGCUGAUCGCCUCUGUUGCGGUUUUGGGCAGGACGUGCUUGACUCGCUGUUUGCACGACGCACACUGGCGCGCCGUGCGGAUGGAACGCAGCCCUACUUGCGCUUGGUCGUAUACUAUGUCUUGUGUCUUGCCUACAUUGUAUUCCAUGCAUUUGUACUGCUCUACCAGCUGGUCACGUUAAAUGUCGCGAUCAAUAGCUACGACAAUGCAUUGCUCACGCUGCUCCUCUCGAACCAGUUUAUGGAGAUCAAGACGACGGUGUUUAAGCGAUUCGAGAAGGAAAUUUUAUUUCAAAUCACCUGCGCCGACAUUGUCGAACGGUUCCAGCUCAGCAUGAUUCUCACCGCCAUUGGGAUCCGUAAUUUGAUCGAAGUUUCGGGGUCACAGAUCACGUCCGGAACGAGCUCGCUGGGGCCGCUGCCUACUAGCUUCGAUGUAUACCCUUACCUCAAUAUACUCACGCGCACACUCAAUCCUGUCCUCACUGUACUACUCAGCGAAAUGCUGGUGGACUGGCUAAAGCAUGCAUUCAUCACCAAGCUCAACCAUAUUCGGCCCGCCAUCUACGGGCGCUUUAUCGAUGUCUUGUGUCGCGAUUUGCUUCCCCAGCGCUCAGGAGCUGCGGCAAAAAUGGACGGGGAUCACCGGCGCCAAUCCUCGUUUGUGGACCAAAGCCCUGUUGUGACGCGGCGCUUGGGCUUGGCCGUGCUACCAUUGGCGUGCGUGCUUAUCCGCAUGGCAUCACAAAUUGCAGACAUGCUUGCGCAGACCCGCGCAUUGGGCGACGUCGAUGCUAUACCUGCUGCAACAGCCACAGUGACUCUUACGCAGCACAUCGAGCACGUUCUAUCGUACGCCAUGUGGAUCCUGAUCGGGCUCGUUGCGUGGGUGUUUUUGGUGAUUGUCAAAAUUUUGCUUGGGGUGAAUCUGGUCCAGUUUGCGACACAUCGCUACGCGACGCGCGGCGAGCGCGAAUUGGAAGAGGCGCGCAAUGCACGGGGAAGACCACCGAUUGGCGAGACGGCGAUGGAAACUGCAUUGCAGCAUCAGAUCAAGAGUAUGGUCGAUAAGCGUGAGGACAAUGCGACGACCGUCGGGCUGUAUGGCCAGCAGAGUACACCGGCGCAUGGGAAGGAGACGUCGCUCUUGGACGUUAAUCGGUAUACCCUGGUAGGUUCGCGACUUUGGUAG
Messenger RNA from Malassezia vespertilionis, 2097 nucleotides. RefSeq lists its product as uncharacterized. Gene Ontology annotation, biological process: maintenance of protein localization in endoplasmic reticulum. The transcript has a single exon. The coding region runs from base 1 to 2097 and encodes 698 amino acids. The record is from RefSeq and is a predicted model, not a curated record. Lineage: Eukaryota; Fungi; Basidiomycota; Malasseziomycetes; Malasseziales; Malasseziaceae. Gene Ontology annotation, cellular component: endoplasmic reticulum membrane.